Messenger RNA from Coffea eugenioides, 1564 nucleotides. Its product is annotated as formate dehydrogenase, mitochondrial. The record is from RefSeq and is a predicted model, not a curated record. Gene Ontology annotation, molecular function: oxidoreductase activity, acting on the CH-OH group of donors, NAD or NADP as acceptor; NAD binding; formate dehydrogenase (NAD+) activity. The coding region runs from base 207 to 1361 and encodes 384 amino acids. Gene Ontology annotation, cellular component: chloroplast; mitochondrion. Lineage: Eukaryota; Viridiplantae; Streptophyta; Magnoliopsida; Gentianales; Rubiaceae. The transcript is spliced from 6 exons.
GACUCGUCACUCACCCUCACAGCUCAGAAGCCUGUAGCCACUGGCCAGUCACAGAGGUACACAAACAAGAGAUCUUAGUUGGCGAUCCGCUUACUAGAAAAUAUAAAAGUUGCCUCGAUCCGGUCGAUACAUGCUGCAAGCAAUUUUGGUUUUAAUUAAGGAGGUAUUGAGUGGGGUGAAGUGGUAAGAGUAGUGAGAGAUCAGAGAUGGCGAUGAAGCGUGUAGCUGCCUCUGCACUUCGUGCUUUUACUUCUUCGGGGAAUUCAACUUCAUCACUUCUCACCAGACGCCUCCAUGCCUCUCCUGGUAGCAAAAAGAUUGUUGGUGUUUUCUAUGAUGCAAAAGAAUAUGCUGCAAAGAAUCCCAAUUUUCUUGGCUGCACAGAAAAUGCAUUGGGUAUCCGCCAAUGGCUAGAAUCACAGGGCCAUCAAUACAUAGUCACUUCGGACAAAGAAGGACCACAUUGUGAACUUGAGAAACAUAUUCCGGACCUCCAUGUGUUGAUAACUACCCCAUUUCAUCCUGCAUAUGUCACGGCCGAAAGGAUUAAGAAGGCCAAAAAUCUGCAACUUUUGCUGACUGCUGGAAUUGGCUCAGAUCAUGUUGAUCUGAAAGCUGCAGCAGAUGCUGGGUUAACAGUUGCAGAGGUCACUGGGAGUAACGUUGUGUCGGUUGCUGAAGACGAAUUGAUGAGGAUCCUCAUUCUUGUUCGCAAUUUCCUGCCUGGACACCAUCAAGUCAUAAGUGGGGAUUGGAAUGUUGCAGGUAUUGCUUACAGAGCUUAUGAUCUUGAAGGCAAGACUGUAGGAACUGUUGGUGCCGGGCGUAUAGGCAGGCUUUUGCUGCAGAGAUUGAAACCUUUCAACUGUAAUCUUCUUUAUCAUGAUCGGAUCAAGAUGGAUCCUGAGUUGGAAAAUCAAACUGGAGCCAAAUUCGAGGAAGAUCUUGAUAAGAUGCUGCCAAAAUGUGACAUAAUUGUUAUUAAUAUGCCUCUUACAGAGAAAACUAGAGGGAUGUUUGACAAAGAUAGGAUCGCUAAGCUAAAGAAGGGAGUUUUGAUUGUAAACAAUGCUCGAGGAGCAAUCAUGGACACACAAGCAGUUGUUGAUGGUUGUUCUAGCGGACAAAUUGGAGGUUACAGUGGGGAUGUUUGGAAUCCACAACCAGCUCCAAAGGACCAUCCUUGGCGUUACAUGCCUAACCAAGCUAUGACCCCCCAUAUUUCUGGUACUACCAUUGAUGCACAGAUACGCUAUGCAGCUGGAGUCAAGGACAUGCUGGAUAGGUACUUUAAGGGAGAAGAUUUCCCUCCACAACAUUACAUUGUCAAGGAUGGAGAGCUUGCAAGCCAGUAUCGUUGAAUAAAAAAUUAGCUCACGGAGUUUGGUGUGUGCAAUAAGUGUCAACUUAGGAAGACGCAUGCAGAAUAAUCUGGUUGGCUAUUCUAGAUCAUUCCUAAAAGAUGUCUAAGAAAUUUUGUGUGAAAACCAUCUCUGUUUGGCUUGAAUUCAAAUCCUGCACAUAGCUCGAUUGAUGAUUUAAUGACGUUUUGGUUUUUCCUUUC